Messenger RNA from Zingiber officinale, 2069 nucleotides. Its product is annotated as nicotinamide/nicotinic acid mononucleotide adenylyltransferase-like. Gene Ontology annotation, molecular function: nicotinate-nucleotide adenylyltransferase activity; nicotinamide-nucleotide adenylyltransferase activity. Lineage: Eukaryota; Viridiplantae; Streptophyta; Magnoliopsida; Zingiberales; Zingiberaceae. Gene Ontology annotation, biological process: NAD+ biosynthetic process. The record is from RefSeq and is a predicted model, not a curated record. The transcript has 9 exons. Bases 1006 to 1770 code for a protein of 254 amino acids.
CUCUUCUUGAAAUUUCAAGAAGCAUAGGUGUAUUUUGGUAUAAAUCCCAAAGCCAUCUGCGGUUUGAACUCCACAGGCGUUUAAAAAUGUCAUGAGAAUCAUCUUCACUUCUCACUACGGGGCUUAUGCCUCGAGGGCAAAAAACAAACAAGGACUAAUUGGGCGCAAAAAAACAAACUAUAUAUAUUAAUGUGCGUUAAUGUAACAUAAGGCUUUACUUUAAAUUCUAAUUGAAAGUUAGCAUAAAAAUAAGGAUGACUUAUUGAAAUCCUUAAAUUAAGGAUGUUUUCAGAAAAUAAUAUUCAAUAGGGGUGUUUUUUUAUGAAAACCGAGGGGGGAAAUGUAAUUUAGGUACAAUUUGGCUACCUAGUUUGCCCAACCCAUGGUCCUCGGCCCGAUGGCAUUCUCUUCUUCUCCCGUCGUCGCCGAUCGUCGAUUGGACCUCGAUACCGGCGACUGAUCAGGACGAAAUCCAACUUCAGUUGACGUUAUCAUUCUCUAACUCUUGACAUCGCUUCAUCUACUUCGUUGGCCGGGUAUGCGUUCCUCUUCCAUUCCCACUUUCCGCGUUUCGGGUACCGAAGGUAGAUCCCCAGCAUUUGACGUACUUGUGUUGGGAAGCCUACGAUACAAUUCUGUUUCAUGACGGCCGGUAGAAGGACAAGUUUCGUCCGUGAUGACAGAAGUGGCACGACCUAAAACCCUAGUUUGUACAUACAUGCUGCUGCAAUUCAUAACUUGAAAGAAAUAUGAUCUCAUGAAGUAGGAUACUAUAAGAUGAAUCAUUUCAAAAGCGAAGUUAGAUGGAGAAUCCUCUUCUAAUCCUUGGCGCGAAAGCAAAUAAGAAAAUUUUCUUUAGGAGCUAUUUAUGUCACAAAUUUCCAGUUAGAGUUACUAUGUAAUGUUUUUUGUGGUUAUGAUCCAAUAGAAUAGUGUGUUAAAAAUCCAAAAGUUCAUCUUGAGCCUUUUACUUCAAUUUAUUAAUUUUGAUUUCAGUAUCUUGGCAUGGAUUCUGGUUUAGUUGGUGUUCCACUUCCGAUGGAUAAGAUCUCUUUAACAAAUCUUCAAGAAUCAAGUGCCAAUGGAUCUUGCAGCCAAAGGUGUCAGAAGUUUGUUGUUUUGUUGUCAGCAGGAAGUUUCAAUCCACCAACUUAUAUGCACUUGCGCAUUUUUGAGUUAGCAAGAGAUGUGUUGCAAGCACAAGGAUUUGUCGUGAUAGGAGGUUAUAUGUCGCCUGCAAAUGAUGCAUACAAGAAAAAGGAUCUUUUGCCGGCUAUGCAUCGAGUUCAGCUGUGUGAAUUAGCAUGCAAAAGUUCUUCCUUUGUCAUGGUAGAUCCAUGGGAGGCAAAACAAAACAGUUAUCAGCGCACUCUUACUGUCUUGUCCAGGAUACAAAAUUUCUUAUGCCGUAAUCUUUCCGUAGGAAAAGAAUCACUCAAAGUAAUGCUUCUAUGUGGAUCUGAUCUACUUGAAUCUUUUGCUAUUCCUGGAGUCUGGAUGCAAGAUCAGGUCAGAACUAUAUGCGAGGACUUUGGUAUUGUCUGUAUACGCAGGGAAGGGAAGGAUAUUGAAAACAUAAUAUCUGCCAAUGAAAUUUUGCAGCAAAAUAAGAGUAAUAUUUUCUCAGUAGAUGAAAUUGUACCAAACCAGAUUAGCUCAACAAGAUUGAGGGAAUGCCUUAGGAAGGGACUCUCAAUUAAGUACCUAACUGCCGACGAAGUCAUUGAUUACAUCAAAGAUCAAAAGCUUUACACAACUGGUUCUACUUGAUAUUUUUUUAGAUCCUCUCAAGCAAAAGAUGGUGAGAGAUGGACCAGAAUAAUGUUUUUUCACCCAGUUGAGGUGGCAUGCAAACGCAGUAGCAGAUAUGGCCCCUUUGAUCCACAUGGGAGAAUUCUCAAUAAACCGUUGAUGAAAUAAUUUCCUUAGAAAUUUGUUUCAAUGUUGUAAUCGGUUAUUAUGUUAUUUUAUUUAUGAAAUGUCAACUUAUAAGUUGACAAAAUGUGAAACUAGUGUAACGCAGAAAAUGAGUGCGAUAUUGACAAAGUUAUCUCCAAGUUUGAUGCUAA